UUCCCUGUACAUUAAUAACAUGACCUACUAACAAGUGUCACGUUACUGUAAGAAAGCAGCAUAAAAUUUCAUUAAAUCCCCUCAAAAGAAGAAUUUCUAAUCAGAAGUUAGGCUAUAAAUAUGAAGAAGAAUUUCCCCUUAAAGUACACACGUAAACAGCAGUUAUGAAGAGUCAAGAGCCUCGUUCGAGCUCUUCUUGUGCAGCCUGCAAGGCCUUGAAGCGAAGAUGCACCCCAAAUUGCCAGUUCGCCCCGUAUUUUCGUUCAGACGAGCGAAAGAAGUUUGCCAAAGUACACAAGGUGUUCGGAGCCAGCAACGUUAGCAAGAUUCUUAAUGAGGUGGCGGAGGAGCAACGAGACGAUACGGUGAAUUCGCUUGUUUACGAGGCUGAGGUGAGGCUGAGAGACCCCAUUUAUGGUUGCAUUGGAGCUAUAGCUUCUCUGGAGAAGAAGAUGGCUGAAUUGGAGUAUGAUCUGAUGCAUGCUCGAGCUCGUCUUGCAUUUUGUGUUAACCAGCAUGGGAAUAUGGCCACUUGGAUCCAAGAUAUUCCUGUGUCGAGUGGUAUGGUGGAGACCUACAAUCAGAAUUCGUUUUCCUUUAAUCAAUUUAGUCAUUUUCCAUUUCCUUAAUUAUCUGACAAAAUAUUGAUGGAUGUCAUCUGAGUCGAAGUGAAACUUUAUGUAAUUGUGCUCUGCAAGUGAAUAUGAAUAUCCCUCAGUAACUGUGGCUUAUCUUUUUUCAUGGUAUUCAACAAAGUUUGUUCUUUCU
Messenger RNA from Olea europaea var. sylvestris, 768 nucleotides. RefSeq names its product LOB domain-containing protein 21-like. NCBI's taxonomy places the organism in Eukaryota, Viridiplantae, Streptophyta, Magnoliopsida, Lamiales, Oleaceae. The transcript has a single exon. The record is from RefSeq and is a predicted model, not a curated record. The coding region runs from base 165 to 629 and encodes 154 amino acids.